UAAAGAACUAAAGUAUCCCAAUUGUAAGAGCCAAGGUAAUAAAUCAAAGAAGAAAAGAGUAGCCAUAUAUCAUUAGCAAUGUCUAUGCAAAGGUUGGAAGGAAAGGUGGCAAUUGUGACCGGUGGAGCGAGUGGAAUCGGAGCAGAAACAGUGAAGCUAUUUGCCAAACACGGCGCAUGCGUGGUUAUAGCAGAUAUUCAAGAUUACCUCGGUAAACAGGUUGCAACUUCCGUUGGUACAGACAAGGUGAGUUACCGCCACUGCGAUGUUAGAGACGAGAAACAAGUUGAAGAAACCGUAGCUUUCACCGUAGAAAAAUACGGUGGCCUAGACAUCAUGUUCAGCAACGCCGGAGUUGCAGGUUCUCAAAGUAACGUCCUUGAUUUGGAUUUGAAUGAUUUUGACAACACGAUUGCAGUUAAUCUGCGUGGAUAUGCAGUGUGCAUCAAGCACGCUGCACGUGUCAUGGUUGCAAGAAAGACACGUGGCUCCAUAAUAUGCACCGCGAGUACGGUUGCAACGGUUUCUGUUGGAGGUUUUGAUGGUAAGGGUUACGUUGCAUCCAAGAGUGGUAUUUUGGGGCUUGUGCGUUCAACUUGUGGUGACCUUGGAGAAUUUGGGAUUAGGGUUAAUUCAAUUUCACCCUAUCUUGUAGCUACCCCACUCGCAACUAGAGUUCUGAAUAUGGAUGCUAGUGAAGUUGAAGAGAUUGCUGUUGCUGGUGCAAAUUUGAAGGGGAUUGUGUUGAGGCCGAUCCAUAUUGCUCAAGCGGCUUUGUUUCUUGCUUCUGAUGAAUCUGCUUAUAUCAGUGGGCACGACAUGGUCGUUGAUGGAGGUUUCGGGGGCGUUAAUAAAACUUUUGAUUUCAUCCUAAAAGAAGAAGCUGCAAAAAACUAAGCAAAUUAAAUGAAAGAUCAGAUCAGAUCGCAGUGUGUGUUGAUGUUUCAGUAUUAUUGUAUUAUGAUUAUGGUUGUGCGUUGUGUGAUUGCCACAAUAAAGUAAUAUAUCGAUGCAGAUAUAUAUAAUAUAUCACCAGAAAAAUAGAUCAUGAAAUAAAUUGAGAUCAUAUUGUUCUGAUCUCCCAUAUAGUUUCAUGAAUAAGUAAACAUCAUAUGUUGUAUGAUUGUUUCACAUUGUGUUUGUUGAAUUCAGCUGUCCCAUUCCUUUGAUUGAGAAAGAGGUACUACGAA
Molecule: messenger RNA, 1190 nt
Organism: Arachis duranensis
Lineage: Eukaryota; Viridiplantae; Streptophyta; Magnoliopsida; Fabales; Fabaceae
Product: short-chain dehydrogenase reductase 3b
Exons: 2
Coding region: 79-897 (272 amino acids)
Molecular function (GO): oxidoreductase activity
Source: RefSeq, a predicted model, not a curated record